This is a messenger RNA of Dentiscutata heterogama, 3867 nucleotides long. The record is from the annotation of a GenBank genome assembly. NCBI's taxonomy places the organism in Eukaryota, Fungi, Glomeromycota, Glomeromycetes, Diversisporales, Gigasporaceae.
AUGACUUUUAGAAAUAAGUUAUGUUUUUAUCUUAAUGGUACAAGUGUCGAAAUUGAUAAUCCUGACCCAGAUGCUACCUUACUUAAUUAUGUUCGGUCUAUUGGACUUACUGGAACAAAGUUAGGAUGUGGGGAGGGUGGUUGCGGCUCUUGCACUAUAAUGAUAUCUUCUUAUGAUAGAACACUUGACAAGAUUUCUCAUAUUUCUGCUAAUGCUUGUUUGACACCAUUAUGUUCUGUUGAUGGUAAACAUGUUAUUACAAUUGAAGGAAUCGGAAAUGUUAAAAAUCCUCAUCCUAUUCAGGAGCGUUUAGCUUUGUUGCAUGGUUCGCAAUGUGGAUUUUGUACACCGGGAUUUGUAAUGUCUCUCUAUAGUUUAUUACGUAAUAAUCCCAAUCCAUCUGAGGAAGAAGCUGAAGCAUGCUUUGAUGGUAAUCUUUGCAGAUGUACUGGUUAUCGCCCUAUACUGGACGCUGCAAAAACGUUUGCGAAUAAUUCGUGCGUAGAAACUGAUGGCCUAGAUGAAAACCAUGAACCUCAAGAGAAUCUAGGAUGUGGUAAAGCUGAUUGUUGUAAAUUGAAAAAUAUUGAUAAUGCCGAUACUACUUUCAACCAUAAUUUUUCACAAAUAAAUUUCAAAAAAUAUGAUUCAACUCAAGAAUUAAUCUUUCCUCCAUCGUUAAUGAAAUAUGUACCGGAACCUUUGCAUUUUAGUAGUAAUAAAACAAAAUGGUUCAGACCUGUUAAUCUGAAUCAAUUAUUAUCACUGAAAGCAGAGUAUCCAAAUGCUGUUCUAGUAUCUGGUAAUACUAGAAUUGGUAUAGAAACAAAAUUUGAGAAUAUAAAAUAUGAUGUUCGAAUUUAUGUGGGUGAUAUACCAGAAUUGAAAUCUUGGGAAUUUAAAGAGGAUGGAUUGAUUCUUGGUGCAAAUAUGACUAUUUCUCAUGUCCAAACUGUUUUAAAAGAAGCGUGCAAUUAUUACAAGCCUCAUCAAAUUCAAACAUUUGAAGCACUUUCAGAAAGUCUCAAACGACUUGCUACAAAUCAAAUCCGCAAUAUUUCCACACUAGCUGGAAACAUUAUUGCUAACUCUUCGACUUCGGAUUUAAUUCCGCUUAUCCUUUCAUCUAAAUCUAUAUUUUCACUUAGUUCUAUACAAUCUACUUCAAUAAAAAGUCGACCUAUUCCAUCUAUAUCUUUUUGGACAGGAUAUAAUCAAGAUUGUCGUGAAAGUUCUGAAAUUUUGGAAAAAAUUUAUAUACCAUGUUCUAAUCAUGGUCAAUAUGUUAGAGCUUAUAAACAAUCUAAAAGACAUUAUGGUGAUCGUGCAAUUGUUAAUGCUGGUUUGUCAAUAUCAUUGGAUCAUAAUGCUCAUGUGCAAGAAGCUUGUUUUGCUUUUGGAGGAAUGAGUGGAGCUGUUGUCAGAGCUCCAAAUUCUGAAAAUUUUAUUGUGGGUAAAAAGUGGGGUGAAGAAGAUGUAUUAAAACAAUUAAAUGAAAUAUUAUGUGAGGAAUUUCAAUUAAGCUUUUCUGUUACUGGUGGAAUGGCAACUUAUCGUAAAACAUUAGUAAUCGGAUUUAUAAAUAAGUUUUGGUAUGAAGUUAUAAAAUCUGCAAACAUAACAGCGUUGAGCCCUGAUAUAGAAACUUCUCUUGGAGAAAUCAAACGCAGUGUUUCUAAAGGUAGUCAAACUAUAGGACGGCCAGAGAAAGGCAAUAAAAUUGUUGGUAAACCAAUUUCUCACGUAUCUGGCAUGAAACAAACAACUGGUGAAGCGGUAUAUGUUGAUGACAUGCCAAGAAUCGAGGCAUUAAAUGUACCUGGUGUAAAGGGAUUUUUUUCUGCAAAGGAUGUACCUGGAAAAAAUUGCUGGGGAUUAGUUUUACCAGAUGAAGAAAUUUUCGCAUCUAAAGAAGUUUUUUUCGUUGGACAAGCAAUUGGAUUGAUAGUCGCUGAAACAAAAAAAAUUGCACAAGAAGCUAAAGAUUUAGUGAAAAUCGAGUAUGAAGAAUUACCUCAUAUUAUAACUAUUGAUGAAGCAAUUGAACAAAAUAGUUAUUAUCCAGUAACUCCUCAACUUGCACGGGGUGAUGUAGAAAAAGGGUUUCAAGAAUCCGAUUAUAUUUUCGAAGGUGAAGCAAGAUCAGGUGCUCAAGAACAUUUUUACAUGGAAACCAAUACUGUAUUGGUAAUUCCAAAAGAAGAUGAUGAAUUCGAAGUUCAUUCGAGUACCCAAAAUCCAACUUCAGUUCAAACAAGAAUUGCCGAAACACUUGGUAUUCCAGCUAAUAAAAUAGUUAGUCGAGUAAAAAGAGUAGGAGGAGGUUUUGGUGGAAAAGAAACAAAAAGUUUUAAUAUAUCAUCAGCAAUAGCAGUCGGUGCUUGGCAUCUUAGAAAGCCUGUUAGAUGUAUGUUAGAUCGUAAUGAAGAUAUUAUCAUAACAGGACAAAGGCAUCCUUUCUUAGGAAGAUGGAAAGUUGGUUUAACUAAAGAAGGAAAAAUUUUAGCUUAUGACUUGAAGUUAUACCUUAAUAGUGGAGGAACAUCAGAUAUGAGCAUAAUUAUAGCUAAUUGUGCAUUACAAGCUUCUGAUGGUUGUUAUUAUAUUCCGAACGUACAGUUUGUUGGAUAUCCUUGUAAAACCAACAUUCAUUCACACACAGCAUUUAGAGGAUUCGGAAAACCUCAAGCAGUGUUUGUUACCGAAAGCAUGAUGAUUGAUGCUGCUGAACGUAUGGGCAUUGAUGUUGAUGAAUUGAGGGAGAAGAACUUUUAUAUGGAAGGUCAAAAAACUCCUUAUAAUCAAACAGUGGAAAAUUGGUGUUUACCCUCAGUUUAUCAGCAAGUCAAAGAAUUUAGUGAAUUUGAAAAACGAAAGAAAGAAGUUGAAGAAUUUAAUUCUAAUAAUAAAUGGCGUAAAAGAGGUUUAGCACUUAUGCCAAUCAUGUUUGGGAUCGGUUUUCCUCUCCCGUUUUUGAAUCAAGCUGGAGCUUUAGUACAUAUUUACACCGAUGGAAGCGUUCUCAUAAGUCAUGGUGGAGUUGAGAUAGGACAAGGGCUUAACACAAAGAUGUUACAAAUUGCUUCUGAAGCUUUAGAUGUUCCUUUGAACACAGUUCAUUUAAUGGAAAGCGCCACAAAUAUAGUCAUUAAUGCAUCACCUACUGCUGGAAGUACUGGUAGUGACCUUAAUGGAUUUGCCGUUCAUAAUGCAUGUAAAAUUUUAGUCGAAAGGUUAAAACCAUAUCGUGAGAAAAUGCCAGAUAAAAGUUUUCAAGAGAUUGUUAGUGCAGCAUACCAUGAUAGAGUAAAUUUAUCCGCAAAUGGAUUUUAUAAAACUCCUGAUCUCGGUGAAAAUAUAUUUCCCUAUUUUACUACGGGAGCAGCAUAUACAGAAGUUGAAAUCGAUACAUUAACUGGUGACCAUACAAUUUUAAGAACAGAUUUAUGUAUGGAUAUUGGUAGAAGUUUAAAUUAUGCAAUAGACGUUGGACAAAUUGAAGGAGCUUUUAUACAAGGUAUUGGAUGGUGUACUAAUGAAGAAACCUUACAUUUUCCAAACGGGAGUUUGGAUAUACCCCAAGAUUUCAGAAUAUACACGUAUGAAGGUGCAAAAACAUCUAAAAUAAAUUCAAUUCAUAGUAGUAAAGGAAUUGGUGAGCCACCAUUACUUUUAGGAUCCAAUGUUUAUUUUGCUAUUAGAGAGGCUAUUAAAGCUGCGAGAAAAUGUAAUGAUAACAAUACUCCAGUGGCUUUUAGAAUACCCGCAACACCCGAAAAAAUUCGAAUUGCUUGUGAUGAUGAAAUUGUGAGAAAAUGUAAGACUGAGAAAAAAGAUGGCGAAGUUCCAUGGGUUAUUGAACCUUAG